AGUUUCUGGGAGCCAGUCCUGCAGCCACCAGCUCCUCUGUCCCCACCCGGGCGUCACGAUGGAGCUCCAAAAGACCCCAGCCAGGAAUCUGGACAAGUUCAUUGAAGACUAUCUCUUGCCAGACACACGGUUCCGCAGGCAGGUCCGAGAAGCCAUCGACAUUAUCUGCAGUUUCCUGAAGGAGAGGUGUUUCCGAGGUGCCGUUCCCCCUGUGCGGGUGUCCAAAGUGGUGAAGGGUGGCUCCUCAGGCAAAGGCACGACCCUCAGAGGCCGAUCCGAUGCUGACCUUGUCGUCUUCCUUGACUACCUCACGAGUUUCCGGGAGCAGUUCGAGCGCCGAGCAGAGUUCAUCGAGGAGAUUCGAAGGCAGCUGAAAGCCUGUCAAAGAGAGAAGAGGUUUGACGUGGAGUUCGAGGUCCAGGGGCAGCAGUGGGCGAGGCCCCGCGCGCUCAGCUUCGUGCUCACGUCGCCCCAGCUCAAUGAGGGGGUGGAAUUUGAUGUCCUGCCUGCCUUUGAUGUCCUAGGUCAGGUGACUACAUCGUACAGACCUGACCCUGACAUAUAUGUCCUACUCAUCAAAGAAUGCCAGUCCCUGGGGAAGGAGGGAGAGUUCUCCCCCUGCUUCACGGAGCUGCAGCGAGCCUUCCUGAGGCAGCGGCCAACCAAGCUCAAGAGCCUCAUCCGCCUGGUCAAGCACUGGUACCAAAAGUGCAAGGAUAAACUUGGGAAACCACUGCCAGCACAGUACGCCCUGGAGCUCCUGACAGUCUAUGCUUGGGAACAGGGAAGCAGACAAACAGAAUUCAACACAGCUCAGGGAUUUCGGACUGUCUUGGAACUAGUCCUGAACUACCAGCAGCUUUGCAUCUACUGGACAAAGUAUUACAACUUUGAUGACCCUGUUAUUGGACAAUACCUGAAAAGGCAGCUCAAGAAACCCAGGCCUGUGAUUCUGGACCCGGCUGACCCCACAGGAAACGUUGGUGGUGGAGACCCACGCGGCUGGCCUCGGCUGGCACAGGAGGCGAGAGCCUGGCUGAGUUACCCGUGCUUUAAGAAUUGGGACGGGUCUCCAGUGGGCUCCUGGGACGUGGGGCCUGAAGAAGACAGCGAGGACGACACUUUGACCUGGGCUGAGCGCGCAUAUUACCAGUGCGACCACGGAUGGCGCCCUGAAUUCCCGCAGACCGGCAGCACGCCCCAGAGGGCAUCCGCUCCCGACGCGGAAGAGAACUGGACCUGCACCAUCCUCUGAGCGCCGGCGCAGCGUGGAGGAGAGGACUCCAGAGUCGGGGGGGCCAGCCCCCUCAUUUCCUGGGCGGGAUCUUAUCGGCUGUGACUUGGCAUCAGUCCUAGGACCAGAAUCCGGGUCUCCUGACCCCUCUUCCUGCUGUUCCCCUCUUUCUCGCCCUCCCUAGGUAGCGCUGCCCGCAGCCUCAUCCCGCCACAGCCUGUUUUCUGACAAUAUUCUCUGAGAGGCAACAGUUGAGGUUUAGACAAAAGAGUGGAAACUCAGCCUUGACUUUCUUCUGUGUGCCUGGUGAGAAGGUUAUGGUCCAAUUUAUUAUCAAUAACAAUAAAAAUAAUAGCAGAUA
Molecule: messenger RNA, 1595 nt
Organism: Equus caballus (horse)
Lineage: Eukaryota; Metazoa; Chordata; Mammalia; Perissodactyla; Equidae
Gene: OAS1
Product: 2'-5'-oligoadenylate synthetase 1
Biological process (GO): regulation of ribonuclease activity; defense response to virus; negative regulation of viral genome replication
Cellular component (GO): membrane; cytosol; nucleoplasm
Molecular function (GO): double-stranded RNA binding; 2'-5'-oligoadenylate synthetase activity
Source: RefSeq, marked provisional